CCAGCAGCACUGGUUGCUAUGAUGACAGAACUUCAUUGAAUAAUACGUAAACCAGUGAAUAGAAGUGCCAAAGAAAGGUGUUGAUAAAGUACAUUCUUGUGUUGCUUUGUCCAGCACUGGCCCUCUCCGUCGAUCUGAACCAGGAAUUCCAUUUUUACAUUCCUUUCAACUGAUACAAUUGCAAUGUGCUGCAGUGAUUCCCAAGUGAGAACACAGCCAUUUGUCACUCAGCAUCUGAGCACCGUCAGUGACACCGCCGGGAAAGGUCUAUACUGGUCCAAAUGGCACUCAUCCUGCAUGUGACAUCUUUUUUUCUCAUUCUGACUAAGCUCACCAUUGGCCAGAGAGAAGUAACAGUUCAGAAAGGACCGCUGUUCAGAGCUGAAGGUUACCCUGUCAGCAUCGGCUGCAAUGUAACUGGCUACCAGGGACCUUCUGAGCAGCAUUUCCAGUGGUCUGUUUACCUGCCGACAGCCCCGGCCCAAGAAAUCCAGAUCAUUAGCACCCUGGAUGCCACCUUUUCUUACGCAGUGUAUGCACAGCGGGUGCGGAGCAGGGAAAUCUACGUGGAGAGGGUCCGGGGUAACUCGAUCUUUCUGCACAUCUCAAAGCUCCAGAUGAAGGAUUCCGGCGAGUAUGAGUGUCACACACCCAACACUGAUGAAAGAUACUAUGGCAGUUACAGUGCGAAGACUAAUCUCAUUGUUAUUCCAGAUACCCUCUCUGUUGCCAUGACUCCCCAGACUCUCAGUAAGGAGGAAGGUGAGCCAUUAGAACUUACCUGCGAGGCAUCCAAAGCCACAGCUCAGCAUACCCACCUCUCCGUCACCUGGUACCUGAUGCAGGAUGGAGAAAGAAGCCAAGCCAGCAAGAUUAUUUCCCUCUCCAAAGAUUUUAUGUUGAUCCCUGGACUCUCAUACACAGAGAGGUUUGCAGCCGGGGACGUGCGGCUCGACAAGCUUGGGGUCGCCACCUUCAGGCUGUCCAUAGGGAGGCUCCGGCCCGCUGAUCAAGGCCAGCUGUUCUGUGAGGCAACUGAAUGGAUUCAGGAUCCAGACGAAACCUGGACUUUCAUCACGAAAAAGCAGACAGAUCAAACAACUCUGAGGAUCCAGCCGGCAGUGAGAGAUUUUCACGUCAACAUUACGGCUGAGAGCACGGUUCCUGAAGGGAAACCCUUGGAACUGAUUUGCCUGGUCGUGGGCGGCGGCCAGAACCCGCAGCUUCAGGGCACUUGGUUCUUCAAUAAUAUUGAAACGGCCCGCCUUGAUGCCGGUGGAGUUCUGGGCCUGAAGAAAGACUACCAAGAAAGAGCAAAUCAGGGGCAGCUCCAGGUUUCAAAGUUAAGCCCCAGGGCUUUCUCUCUCAAGAUCUUCUCUGUGGGCCCAGAGGACGAAGGUGCCUACAGAUGUGCAGUGGCAGAGGUGACAAGAGCUCAGAUGGGCCCCUGGCAGGUGCUUCAGAGCAAGCAGUCACCGGACAGCCUCGUGCACCUGAGGAAGCCAGCAGCAAGAAACGUGGUUGUGUCUACCAAGAACAAGCAGCAAGCGGUGUGGGAGGGAGAGACGUUAACCCUUUUCUGCAAGGCAGAUGGGGCUGAAAGUCCCCUGUCCGUGACCUGGUGGCACGUCCCACAAGACCAGACACAGCCAGAGUUUGUGGCUGGCAUGGGGCAGGAUGGCACCGUGCAGCUGGGUGCCUCCUACGGCGAGCUCGAUAACCCCAGCAACACAAGGCUGGAGAAAAUGGACUGGGCCAGCUUCCAGCUGAAGAUCACCUCCACCACCGUCACAGACAGCGGCACGUACGAGUGCAGGGUGUCUGAGAGGACCCGGAACCAGGGCAGAGAACUGAACUGGACUCAGAAGAUAUCAGUCACUGUGAAACCUCUGAAGUCAAGUUUGCAAGUUAAUCUGUUGAGUCGUCAACCACAAGUGAAAUUAACAAACACCUUCGACCUGUCCUGCGUCGUGAGGGCUGGCUACCCUGACCUCAAGGUUCCACUCACUGUGAUGUGGCAGUUCCAGCCAGCUGGGUCUCGAGACUUUGAUCUGCUUGUUCGAAUUGCCCAUAAUGGCACAAUCGAAUGGGGGGACUUCCUACCCCAGUUCCAAAAGAAGACGAAGGUUUCACAGUCUUCGUUUCUUUCUCAACUCCUAAUCCAUGAUGCCACCGAGGAGGAAGCAGGGGUUUAUCAGUGUAAAGUAGAAGUUUAUGGUGGACAUUGUCUUCACACAAACGGCCCCUCGAGGGCUUCUGCCGUCUCACACCCCCUGAGGAUAGCCGUCACUCUACCAGAGAGCAAGCUGGAAGUGAAUUCAAGCAGUCAAGUCCAAGAGAUCUCCAUCAACUCUAACACUGACAUAGAAUGUAGCAUCUUGUCCCAGUCCACUGGCAACCUCCAGUUAGCCAUUAUUUGGUACUUCCAUCCCAUUUCCACUGAUGCAUCCUGGCUGAAGAUCCUGGAAAUGGACCGAACCAAUGUUGUCAAAUAUGGGGACGAAUUUCAGAGCCCACGGAGAAAACAAAAAUUCCAUGCCGAGAGAGUUUCCCAAGGCUUGUUUCAGCUGCACCUUCUGAACGUGGAAGACAGCGAUCAGGGCAAAUACUACUGCGCUGUGAGGGAAUGGCUCCGGUCCGCAAACAGCACUUGGCACCAGCUUGGAGAAAAGCAGUCAGGUCUAACGGAAUUGAAACUCAGGCCCACAGGAAGCAAGGUACGUGUCUCCAAAGUGUACUGGACAGAAAAUGCCACUGAGCACAGAGAGGCGGCCAUCCGCUGCAGCCUGGAGAGUGCUGGCAGCCCAGCCUCCCUGUUCUCUGCGACGUGGUACCGGAACAGAGGAAAUCCUGCAAGUGAGAUGCUGGUGCACCUGCAGCAGGACGGCUCACUGGAGUACGGUGAAGAGGGGCUCAGGAGGCGCCUGCUCUCAUACCGUUCAUCCCCUACAGACUUUGUCCUGCAGUUUCAGCGGGUGGAGAUGGAGGAUGCGGGCAUGUACUGGUGCAAGGUGGCAGAGUGGCAGCUACAUGGCAACCCAAGCAAGUGGGUCGCCCAAGCGUCAGAUGAGUCACAGCCUGUGGUGCUCACGGUGCUGCCUUCAGAGCCAACAUUGCCUUCCAGGAUCUGCUCGUCAGCACCUCUGCUCUAUUUCCUCGUCAUCUGCCCCUUCGUGAUGCUCUUUCUUCUGCUCAUUUCCCUCCUCUGCUUAUGCUGGAAGUCCAGGAAGUUAUCCACGCUGAGUCUAAACGCGCAGAAAGAAAAGGACCUCUGGGUGGGCUUGAAAGGGGCUGGAGGCAGGACCACAAACAGGACGGAAGAGGAUGAUGAAGACAGUUGAAUCCCCAGAGGCACCUGCAGUCCUUUGGAAAGAGUGUGGGCUUUGGAACUGGCCUGACCAGGAUAUGAGUGACCCCCUGGUUCUGUCCUCUGUGUCUGGCCUGGGGCAAGUUCCCGAGGACUCAGAGGGAACAUUCGUUGAGCGCGUAUGUAGUGCCGGGCACCGUUAAUUGUUUCUUCCUGUGUUACCUCGCCUACCCCUCGCACCCCCCCAGGAGCCAGGUGGCACCGUUACCCGGUACCUGUUUCACACUUACCGUAUCUCCCAAGGCUCAGGCUCCUGUCUGUGAGGAGAGGAGCCCCUCCCUCACCCAGUGCUGGGGAUUAAAUGAGAUCCCUGGGCAAAACCCCAGGCAAGGCUGCCCUCUGCUCGCCUCUCUUGUGUCUCUGAUUCCCUGGAGAACACUCAGGGUCCAGCCACACUGGCUUUAAGUAAUCUUCUGCCUCCGGAUAAGAGGCCGAGGGAAGGAUCUGAUGUCAGCAAGGCAAAAGGAGUUGAGAAUGUGCCCUUCAUUUAUGUCAGAUCUGCCUCCCAACCAGACUGUGACUUCCUGCAAGGCAGAAAUCCCAUUCUGUCCUCCUUUCAUCUCCAGCCCAUUAUAAAUGCCACUCAAGGGCCAGUUCUGCACAGUAGAUGUUUAAUCAACAUUAGUUCUUGAACGAAAUGAUAAAGCAUUUUGUAGCCUGA
This is a messenger RNA of Camelus dromedarius (Arabian camel), 4028 nucleotides long. RefSeq names its product CD101 molecule (gene CD101). Lineage: Eukaryota; Metazoa; Chordata; Mammalia; Artiodactyla; Camelidae. Gene Ontology annotation, cellular component: membrane. The transcript is spliced from 11 exons. Bases 282 to 3341 code for a protein of 1019 amino acids. The record is from RefSeq and is a predicted model, not a curated record.